Messenger RNA from Corapipo altera (White-ruffed manakin), 634 nucleotides. RefSeq names its product cytochrome c oxidase assembly factor 6 homolog. The record is from RefSeq and is a predicted model, not a curated record. The coding region runs from base 114 to 353 and encodes 79 amino acids. Gene Ontology annotation, cellular component: mitochondrion; respiratory chain complex IV. NCBI's taxonomy places the organism in Eukaryota, Metazoa, Chordata, Aves, Passeriformes, Pipridae. Gene Ontology annotation, biological process: respiratory chain complex IV assembly. The transcript is spliced from 3 exons.
CCGCCCGGCAAGGCGGGACACCGGGACACGGGGCCCGCCCUCCCAUCGCGCCGGGGGGAAGGGCCGGGACCGCUUCCGGAGCGUGACCUUCCGCGGGUGGGUGGGCAGCGAGGAUGGCGGCGCCGACGAAGGAAGAGAGGACGGCGUGCUGGGGGGCCCGGGACGAGUUCUGGCAGUGCCUGGACAGCCACGGGGAUGACGCCGCCAAGUGCGAGAAGCUGCGCCGGGCCUUCGAGUCGCGCUGCCCGCAGCAGUGGGUUAAACAUUUUGACAAAAGAAGAGACUUCUUAAAAUAUAAAAAAAAGCUUGAAACAGAAGGGUAUAUUCCUCCAGAAGCUGCUGGAAAGUCUUAGUUACUCUGCUUUCAUAAUAAAUCAAGUAACUAUAGAAAGAAGAAGCAAGAGAAAGCAACAGGAGCUGCCUGAGUGCAAGACUGUCUCCCUGAAAUGCAGACUGCUGUUCUUGUUGCCAGGUGUCACGUCUGCUGAAAGGUGGUUGUGUACAGCUUAUGGUGCAGGGCUGUUCACAAAUCUAAGGGUCUGAAUGUAUAAUUAUUAAAAUUCUUUCACACAAAUAAUUGUUUAAUACUGCAAUGUAUAUAUUCUAAGGAGAAAAUAAAAUUCUUUUUCAGUAA